UCAGUAGGUAAAGAUCGUUGGACGUAGUUGGAACUUGUCACAGUAAAAUAAAACAAAAAUAAAAAUUGAAUUUAUUUUUAAAUAAAUUUCGAAAUCAAAAUAAAAACACUGCUGUUGUUUUGGAUUUAGAAAACAAACAAACAAAUAAACACACACACCAAAUAAAAAACGAAAAUAAAAAUAAAAAUCAUGUCAUCUAUGAAGUAUUUAUUGGCUUUCGCAAUUAUGGCCACUUUGGCUUGCUCGGCUUUUGCCAUCCACUGCUACCAGUGCGAAUCUUUGUCAAAUCCAAAAUGUGGUGAACAUUUCGAGGCUGACGAUGCUUUGAAAUUCGAUUGUGCUCGCAUUUCCCCACCCCGUUUCUUGCAGAAUUUCCUACCCGUGCGCAAUGCUACUGGUUGCAUGAAGAAAACCCUAGAAGCCGUUAGCGGUCAUCCACAAAUUGUACGCACUUGUUAUUUUGGUGAAAUUUCCAAUACCCAAGGUGGCUGCUCAGCCGAUCCUUCAUUGCCUUUUGUAAAACAAUUGUCCUGUGAUGUCUGCUCUGGUGAUUUGUGUAAUGGUUCCUCAUCAAUGGCCCCCAUUGCCUUGACCAUUUUGGCCUUCUUUGCUUUGGCUCGCAUAUUCUCUUAAGUCUCUAAAUUACUAAAUGAUCAAAACAAAUCAGGUUUUAUAAGCCUUAAGUAAAAAAACUCUAUAUUUUGAGAUCAUUUAAAAUAUGUAUUUUAGUACUUUUAAUGUUUAUUAUUAUUUUUCUGUUUUUGUAAGAAUUUAUUACUUAAUUAAUUAUGGAUGAAAUGUUAAAGCUUUAUUAAGAAGAACAACACAAAAAAUAUUAUGAUUUUUUUAUAAGCAAUAAAAUAAAAUACAAAUUAUUUAAACCGAAAGAAAAGAAAAAUAAGAA
This is a messenger RNA of Calliphora vicina (urban bluebottle blowfly), 904 nucleotides long. It is a transcript of the gene bero, whose product is annotated as belly roll. The transcript is spliced from 3 exons. The coding region runs from base 190 to 633 and encodes 147 amino acids. Lineage: Eukaryota; Metazoa; Arthropoda; Insecta; Diptera; Calliphoridae. The record is from RefSeq and is a predicted model, not a curated record. Gene Ontology annotation, biological process: positive regulation of voltage-gated potassium channel activity; regulation of synaptic transmission, cholinergic; sleep.